AGGACCCGGUGCGACGGCAAUGGCUACAUCGGUGACGGUCACUGGAGGAGCUGUUUCGGGGACACCGCCGGCCGGUCACGCUGGCGGCGGGAGCUCGAUUAGCAGGAAGAAAGACGGCGGUCCGUCCUCGAAAUAUUGGGAAAGCUCUGACACGGUCUCGCAACUGGAGUCGGUUCGUCUGUGGAUCGGGAAGCACUACAAAAAGUAUGUUCAAGCAGACUCUCCCUCCAAUAAGUCUCUGGCUGGACUGGUGGUCCAGCUGCUCCAGUUCCAGGAAGAUGCCUUCGGCAGGAGAGUGAACAAUCCUGCCCUCACCAAGCUCCCAACAAAAUGCUUCCUGGACUUCAAGCCAGGGGGCGCUCUCUGUCACAUCCUGGGCUCUGUAUACAAGUUCAAGAGUGAACAAGGCUGGCGCAGGUUCGAUCUGCAGAACCCCUCUAGAGUGGACAGGAAUGUGGAGAUGUUCAUGAAUGUGGAGAAGGCUCUUGUGCAGAACAACUGCCUGACACGACCGAUUGUGUUCCUGGCUCCGGAAAUGGAGCAGAAACUGGCCAGCAAGCUCAAAGACAUUGUUAAGAGACACCAGGGGUCCAUCACUGAGGAGAAGGCGAAGGCCACACACCACAUCUACCCCUCCCCAGCCUCUCUGGAGGAAGAGGAGUGGCUUCGCCCUGUUGCACACAAGGACAAACAGGUGCUGGUGCACUGGGGCAUGUACCCCGACAGCUAUGAUACCUGGGUGUCCUCCAGUGAUGUUGAGGCGGACGUGGAGGAUCCGCCCAAUCCGGCAGGGCCCUGGAAGGUGCACGCCAAGUGGAUCCUGGACACGGACGCCUUCAACGAGUGGAUGAAUGAAGAGGACUAUGAGGUGGACGAGACCAGGAAGCCUGUGAGCUUCCGCCGGCGCGUCUUUCCCCGCGAUGAAGAGUCUUCCCGUACAAUCGAUCGCAAGGACCGCAAGGCGGCCGCUGCAGGGAAGAAGAGGAGGCGCUCCCCCUCCCCCUCCUCCACCCCCUCAGAGUCCCGCAAGAAAGGGGGCAAGAAAAGUAGCACCGGGCAGUACUAUAAGCGCCGAGGCCAGCAGGAGGAGGAGGAGCCGGAGGAGGACCUCACCAAGGACAUGGAGGACCCCACGCCCGUGCCAAACAUGGAGGAGGUCACCCUGCCCAAGAACGUGAACCCCAAAAAAGACAGUGAGAACACGCCGGUGAAGGGGGGCAUAAUGGCCGACCUGGAUGAUCAGGAGGACGACUCCAUGAUCUCUGGAGGCAAGGACGAGGACGACGGGAAGAUGGAGGUCAACCGCCUGAUGGACCCCGGCGAGGACAACGUGACGGAGCAGACCCACCACAUCAUCAUCCCCAGCUACGCCUCCUGGUUUGACUACAACAGUAUUCACCAGAUCGAGAGGCGAGCCCUGCCAGAGUUCUUCAACGGCAAGAACAAGUCCAAGUCUCCAGAGAUAUACCUUGCCUACCGCAACUUCAUGAUUGACACGUACCGCCUGAACCCCCAGGAGUACCUGACGUCCACGUCCUGUCGCAGGAACCUGACGGGCGACGUGUGCGCUGUCAUGAGAGUCCAUGCUUUUCUGGAGCAGUGGGGGCUGGUGAAUUACCAGGUAGAUGCAGAGAGUCGCCCUCUCCCCAUGGGUCCCCCGCCUACCCCUCACUUCAACGUGCUGGCGGACACGCCCUCCGGCCUGAUGCCCCUGCAGCACCGCCCCUCUCAGGUCUCUGCCUCUCAGCAGAUGCUCAACUUCCCGGAGAAGAGCAGAGAGAAGCCCUCAGACCUGCAGAACUUCGGCCUGCGCACUGACAUCUACGCCAAGAAGAACCCCAAAAGCAAAGGAGCCAGUGCAGGGAGGGAGUGGACCGAGCAAGAGACACUGCUGCUUCUGGAGGCCCUGGAGAUGUACAAGGACGACUGGAACAAGGUGUCGGAGCACGUGGGCAGCCGCACGCAGGACGAGUGCAUCCUGCACUUCCUGCGGCUGCCGAUCGAGGACCCCUACCUGGAGGACUCGGACGCCUCCCUGGGCCCGCUGGCCUACCAGCCCGUCCCCUUCAGCCAAUCGGGGAACCCCGUCAUGAGCACUGUGGCCUUCCUGGCCUCCGUGGUGGACCCCCGAGUGGCGGCUGCUGCAGCCAAGGCUGCCUUGGAGGAGUUUUCGCGGGUGCGGGAGGAGGUCCCGGCGGAGAUGGUGGAGGCCCAUGUGAAGAGGGCGCAGGAGGGGGGACGCGGUGCCUUCAGCCUGGAGAGCAGCGGCAUCGCCGGCACCGGCCCCAGCGAGCUGGACAAGACGGGAGCGGCGGAGCCUGAAAAGAUGGAGACGAGCUCCGAGUCCCAGCAGCCUGACCAGGGCGAGGACAGUGAAGACACAGAGAGGCCCAGCGAGGCAGCAGAAAGGCCAUCAGAGGGAGAGAGGCUGAAGAACGAGGCCGUGGAGCAGGCAGACAGAGAGGAGGCUGAGGGCCAGGGAGUGGAGGAGAGCAAAGCAGACCGAGAGAAGGAGGAGGGCGCCGACCCGGCCGAGGGCCCCAAGGAGGCGGAGGAGGGCAGGAGGAGGGUGGAGUUUGAGCUGGGGGAGGGGAACAUCGCCACUGCCGCCGCCGCCGCCCUCGCCUCUGCCGCCACCAAGGCCAAGCACCUGGCCGCGGUGGAGGAGAGGAAGAUCAAGUCUCUGGUGGCCCUGCUGGUGGAGACGCAGAUGAAGAAGCUGGAGAUCAAGCUGAGGCACUUCGAGGAGCUGGAGACCAUCAUGGACCGGGAGAAGGAGGCGCUGGAGCAGCAGAGGCAGCAGCUGCUGUCGGAGCGGCAGGCCUUCCACAUGGAGCAGCUGAAGUACGCGGAGAUGAAGGCCCGCCAGCAGAUGGAGCAACAGCAGCAGCAGCAGCAGCAGCAGCAGCAGUCUGCCGCCGCUACCCAGAACCCCGCGGGCCACCACGCCCCCCCGCAGGGCAUGCAGGGCUACGCCCCCAUGCAUCACCUCAUGGGCGCCCACCACCCCCCACAGUCAGGGCCUAUGGGAGGGUCUAGCCAAGCCAUGCAGGGACGCAUGAUGCCUGGCGCACCCCCCAGUGGACCUCAUCCGCCUCCCAUGAUGGGGCCCCGACACCCAGGAGCCCCAAACGGCAUGUAUCCAACCCCUCCCACUGCACAGCCUGAUGGGAUGGCAGCUGCCCCAGUCCAUUCAGGAGCUGAGAACUAAGACAAUGGGACCUUCUAACACACUGCUGAACCAAACACCCACGCACAGCCCUCCUACACAGACACCCACAAUGAAACAGACACAUACACAUAUACAUACCGCACCAGACCUACUUGACUAAACAGUUGUCAGUAUGCUCAUACAAUAAAAAGAGUAGUGCUCCUAUUAGGGGACAGCUUUGCAAAUGGCUCCGCCAGCCAGUAUUUCUUGUUUAGUUUUAAACGCUGCUGUUUUUUAGUUUAGUCAGAUGUAGGAGACUAAAGAGGACAGCACUGACCGCUCAGGCAGAGAGCUUAGAGGAGUCUUUUCCCCUGUGAUGUGACUG
Messenger RNA from Megalops cyprinoides (Indo-Pacific tarpon), 3536 nucleotides. RefSeq names its product SWI/SNF complex subunit SMARCC1-like. Lineage: Eukaryota; Metazoa; Chordata; Actinopteri; Elopiformes; Megalopidae. The transcript has 28 exons. Gene Ontology annotation, cellular component: npBAF complex; SWI/SNF complex; nBAF complex. The record is from RefSeq and is a predicted model, not a curated record. Bases 20 to 3211 code for a protein of 1063 amino acids. Gene Ontology annotation, molecular function: histone binding; nucleosomal DNA binding. Gene Ontology annotation, biological process: positive regulation of DNA-templated transcription.